AUGGUGGACUUAAUCAAAAAACACCCGCCAAUUGAAGUUACCACUCACAACAUUUAUUUCCAUGAAGACUCGCCUAUUCUGUCAAUGGACAUUCAUAACAAUAUGCUUGCGACUUGUGGAUUUGAUGGUGUGGUUCGUCUUUGGAGGCUCUUGUUUAAAAAAAUGAACUAUGACGACAAUGUCUACAAAACUGCCGUCAACUCCACCAUUCAAAUAGAAUAUCUAAAAGAUUUGGCUGGCUUCUCCAAACCAAUAAACUGUGUUAGAUUUUGCAAAAGCAAUCUUAGCUGUCCUUAUCUUUUAGCUGCCUGUGCAGAUGGUGGAAGAAUUAUACUUUAUACCGACAAAACAGAAUAUACAAUGCAGAAGGAUGUUGAAAACGAUGCAUAUGAUAUGUGCUGGUCUGAGAACCUAUUGUUCGUUGGCUUUGGAAGUGGCAGAAUUGACUGCUACAAAAUAGAAGUUAUGGAAGAAACUAGCAUCGAGCCAAGCAGUAUGAUGACAGACUCGACAGCGUGCCAAGAAAAUGCAAACAAUGCAGUAGCUAACAGUAUGAAGCAUGUGAUUAAAUCUGAGUUGGUGUUUUCACAAAAUAUCCACGAAAACACAAUACAAGGAAUUUCAUACAACAAAAAAUAUAAUCUCUUGGCAACAUAUUCAGUCGAUAAGACUUUGAAGGUCCAUAUGAUCCAUAAAAAUAAACUACAAUUAGUUAGCCAACUAGAUCAAAACCUAGAUACUUCGAGGGGGCUUUUCAAAAGAAUACUAUUUGAGGAGGAUCUUCUGCAUGUCUUUACCAAAAACAACACUCUAAGUAUCUUUGCGUAUCCCUUUAAACCAGCUCAUCUUCAGAAAAGGGUUGGGCCUCUGAAUUCAUCAAUUGUGAAAGUUGUGGCGGGACGAAUUAGAAACGAGGAUGCUUUGGUGAUCUGCACCAAGAAAAGCGCAUAUGUGCUUGUCCACAAUGAGUUAGAUUGCUGCGUUGACAAUGCCUGUUAUAUGGCAAUUACUGAUGCUAUCGUUGACAACAACACGGUGUUUCUGAGUUCGAUGGAUGGCUUUAUUUGCACAAUCCGCUUUUAG
This is a messenger RNA of Vittaforma corneae ATCC 50505, 1083 nucleotides long. RefSeq lists its product as uncharacterized. NCBI's taxonomy places the organism in Eukaryota, Fungi, Microsporidia, Nosematidae. The record is from RefSeq and is a predicted model, not a curated record. Gene Ontology annotation, molecular function: protein binding. The transcript has a single exon. The coding region runs from base 1 to 1083 and encodes 360 amino acids. Gene Ontology annotation, biological process: nucleosome assembly; DNA replication-dependent chromatin assembly. Gene Ontology annotation, cellular component: CAF-1 complex; nucleus.